AAAAUUGUUUAAGAUAAAACGAAAAAAGAUAGGAGAAAAUUGUGGGAGACUUCUCUCAGUGAAUCUCUCUCUCUCUCUCUCUCUCUCUCUGCACUUUGCCUCUCUUCUUUCGAGUCAUUCUUGCGGACUACUUUCACAGCCCAAAAGUCGAUGAAUUAUCACAGAUUAACUGUAUCUGUAAUUGUAAGUGGUUAAAUCGUACAAUUGGAUGACUUGUUGAAUUUCUCGACGAUGAAUUUCGACUUUCCUGGCCGUCUCCCAUGGUUUAGGGCCCAGCCAAACAAUGAUUUGGUGACAACCCUUAAUUCCAGGACCACCCUUACUGAAAGACCUAACCAAAAAGCUUUUUUGGGUAUCAAGUUGUGGGGAUGGUCCCUGCUUUCAUUUUUUCCAUGGGCAAUCAAUUCUGGAGAUAAAAUUGGAAGACCAGCUACCAUUAAUAGAGGAUUAAGGAGAAGAGCGCAACCUUUUGGGGCUGUUGACAAUGAUGGCAAGGUUGUGCCAUUGCGCUUCAAACCAUAUGUCUCUAAGGUUCCAUGGCAUACGGGCGCAAGAGCGUUUCUUUCUCAGUUAUUCCCACGUUAUGGGCAUUAUUGUGGACCUAAUUGGUCAAGCGGGAAAGAUGGUGGAUCUCUAAUUUGGGACAAGCGGCCAAUCGAUUGGCUGGACUUCUGCUGCUACUGCCACGAUAUUGGUUAUGACAGUCAUGAUCAGGCCGAGCUGCUGAAGGCUGACUUGGUGUUUCUUGAGUGCUUGGAGAGGCCUCAUAUGAGAACAAAAGGAGAUGCUCAUACUGCUUUUCUGUAUAAGAUGAUGUGCAUUUCAGGUCUCAAGAAUAUACUAAUACCUUAUAGAAGCCACCUUGUGAAGCUACAGUUUGGGCAACCUUUGAUUGAUUUUGGGUGGCUAAGCAAUGUUAGAUGGAGAAGUUGGAAGUUUCAGAAACCUUCAAGAUAGGUCAAGAGUUCUGAGACGUCCGAGCAGCACUAUUUCAUAGCUCAGAUGAUAUUGAAUUGAAGCUGAUUGUCUUAAAAAAAAGUAUUGGUCAUUCUCAUUUUUCUAGCCUUCUAUUUGUUAUGAAGUUCUCACAAAUCAUUGUGCUCUAUAGAAUUUGAAGAUGUGAACCACCUUUAGGUUUUUCUUUCCACGAUCCUCUUGCAAUACAUGCACUCUAUGUUGAAAUGUAAAGAUGUGAACCCGUAUAUUGUACUCUUCAUUGUAUAUGCUUGUGUAUAUGUGAAUGUAUGUGUAUUAGUUGCCUUU
Messenger RNA from Alnus glutinosa, 1263 nucleotides. RefSeq lists its product as uncharacterized. The record is from RefSeq and is a predicted model, not a curated record. The coding region runs from base 232 to 957 and encodes 241 amino acids. NCBI's taxonomy places the organism in Eukaryota, Viridiplantae, Streptophyta, Magnoliopsida, Fagales, Betulaceae. The transcript is spliced from 3 exons. Gene Ontology annotation, biological process: phospholipid metabolic process; arachidonate secretion. Gene Ontology annotation, molecular function: A2-type glycerophospholipase activity.